AUGCGACACAAGCCUGACAACAGCAUCAUUUCUUCUUGGAUUCUACAGAAGCGAGCUAGCAAAAUGAAACUGUUGCUGAUCUGUGCCCUCGUCGCCGCCGUUGCCGCGGAUGUCAGCCAUCUGCCCAGCAACCAGUACCUGCCACCUAACCGUGGUGCUGCGAGCGCGCCGGUUGCCUCCUAUGCUGCCCCCAGCUACGAGACAGCUGCAUCUGCUCCAGUCCAGAGCUUUGCCAGCCAAUCGUACUCGGCUCCUGUCCAGUCCUACUCGGCUCCAGCUACCUACACUGCCGCCGCCUCGGCUCCAGUUCAGUCCUACGCAGCUCCUGCCCAGUCGUACUCGGCACCUGCCCAGUCCUACUCGGUCGCCGCCUCUGCUCCAGUUCAGUCCUACGCAGCUCCCGCCCAGUCCUACUCGGCUCCAGCUACCUACACCGCCGCCGCCUCGGCUCCAGUUCAGACUUACGCAGCUCCCGCUCCCAGCUACACGCCCGCCGCCUCGGCUCCAGUCCAGACUUACAGCGCACCCGCUGCCGCUGCCGAGAGCUACGAAACCGCUGCCUCUGAGCCAGCACCAGCUCACAGCUUCUCCUCUGCUGAUGGUUACCGCUACAAGACCCACCGUCGCGUUGUGCUGCGUCGCCACCGUCGUGAUGUGAGCCACCUGCCUUCCAACGACUACUUGCCCCCUGUGCAGGCUGCUGCCUCUGCUCCAUCCAGCGAGUACCUGCCCCCAGCAGCAUCGGCUCCAGCUCCAGUCUACACUGCCGCCGCCUCGGCUCCAGUGCAGUCCUACUCGGCUCCAGUCCAGUCCUACUCGGCUCCCGUCCAGUCCUACUCGGCUCCUGCUCAAUCCUACAGCGCACCCGCUGUCGAGAGCUACGAGACCGCUGCCUCCGAGCCAGCUCCAGCCCACAGCUUCUCCUCGUCUGAUGGCUACCGUUACAAGACCCAACGUCGCGUCAUCCGCCGCCGCAGAUACUAA
This is a messenger RNA of Drosophila novamexicana, 984 nucleotides long. RefSeq names its product flocculation protein FLO11. The record is from RefSeq and is a predicted model, not a curated record. Gene Ontology annotation, cellular component: RNA polymerase II transcription regulator complex. Gene Ontology annotation, molecular function: transcription coactivator activity. NCBI's taxonomy places the organism in Eukaryota, Metazoa, Arthropoda, Insecta, Diptera, Drosophilidae. The coding region runs from base 1 to 984 and encodes 327 amino acids. The transcript has 3 exons. Gene Ontology annotation, biological process: positive regulation of transcription by RNA polymerase II.